Galeopterus variegatus (Sunda flying lemur) is the source of this 2162-nucleotide messenger RNA. Its product is annotated as slit homolog 2 protein-like. Bases 530 to 970 code for a protein of 146 amino acids. The record is from RefSeq and is a predicted model, not a curated record. Gene Ontology annotation, molecular function: protein binding. NCBI's taxonomy places the organism in Eukaryota, Metazoa, Chordata, Mammalia, Dermoptera, Cynocephalidae. Gene Ontology annotation, cellular component: plasma membrane. The transcript is spliced from 5 exons.
GCUUUGGAGAGUCCACUUUGAUCGGGGCCACCAUUCCUAUUGAGUUCCUCUCUUCUGCCUCAUACCCUCCUCACUGGAAUCGGAUUUGCAGAAGGGUGCGUGGGAUCAGGGUACCUCCACCCCCACCCCCGAGAAACCGGCCCCUGCAUCGUUGCGGUGGCUGGGAGUCCCAGCUCUUUUACCGCCAAGUUAAUCCUGGGGAGACAGAAGACGCACGAUCUCCUCGCUGCCCUCAGAAGUCUCUUUGCAGCCUUGGUCAGGCCGGUUGAUCUUCAGGACCUGAAGUUGCCCAAGGAGAUCCUGCCUUGCUAGAGGAGGGUGGACAGGGAGGUGGGAGGUGUGUGCCUGUGUCGUCGGCUCUACUGCCUUGAUUAUUGCUGUUCCAUAGUAUUUUGUGCACAUUUUCCCGGGCACUCUGGGCAGCUAGCCCCUACCCGGCACUGGGCCUCAGACACUGAACGGUUCCUUCGAAGCAACAAGCUAAAGAAAAAAUACCCGGCGCCGGCGAGCGAGAAAGCGGCGGGGGAAGAUGCGCGGCGCUGGCUGGCAGAUGCUGUCCCUGUCGCUGGGGUUAGUGCUGGCGAUCCUGAACGAGGUGGAGCCGCAGGCGUGCCCGGCGCAGUGCUCCUGCUCGGGCAGCACGGUGGACUGUCACGGGCUGUCGCUGCGCAGCGUGCCCAGGAAUAUCCCUCGCAACACCGAGAGACUGGAUUUGAAUGGAAAUAACAUCACACGGAUUACAAAGACAGAUUUUGCUGGUCUUAGACACCUAAGAGUUCUUCAGCUUAUGGAGAAUAAGAUUAGCACCAUUGAAAGAGGAGCAUUCCAGGAUCUUAAAGAACUGGAGAGACUGCGUUUAAACAGAAAUCACCUUCAGCUGUUUCCGGAGUUGCUGUUUCUUGGGACUUCGAAGCUAUAUAGGCUGAAAUGCAUUGUGCACACUGGACAAUUAAUUUUCCUGACCUUUUGAGGAGAACAGAAUGUAUGGAACCUGAAUACCCUGAAGGCAAAUGGGAUCUGGAGUGUAUUUCUAAGAGGCAAGCAGCUCUCUGAGUUGGUGUGGUUUUCUUCCCCUUUCUUUAAGGGAAUGAAUUCCACACCUAAUGAAUACUUUCAUGGAAAGUUGUUAAUCAGGUACUCCAAGUGAUCACCCUGGAUUCUUCUUUUAUUACACAGGAACAUGAGGGUAUGAGAAAGCAACAUAGUUACAUUUGAUAAAAGGAAAUACCUUUAUUCCUCUCCCCACCCACCGUGUAAUCCCCUGGAAUUUAGUUGACUGUGGGUAAUUACUGCAGCAAAUAAUGUGUUUGAAAAAGUGAAGCUGUAUGAACAAGAAUAACACUUGUAGCUACAAUAAUUGUGUUAAAAAUUACAAAGUAUAUCAAUCAUCAUAUUUCAGGGCAAGAGUUUUACCUAAGGGGGGGUUGGGCAAGCAUUUUUCCUGAAUUCCUGUCAAUCUCACAAUGAAGCAUACACAGCAGGCAUUAUUACCUGUAUCAUCAACAUUGUAGUUUGUUCUUUUCUGAGUCAUCAGAUAUCACUCUUUUGCCCUCAGAUAAGGUACUAGAUCAAAAUCAGAUGAACAUGAACUAAAUGUGAAAGUGGGGCAAAGUGAAAUUUAAAAGUACCUGAAUUUUAUUCAGAUGGACAAAUGCUAUUCUUCAAUUGCUUUCCAUUUAGAAGCCAUACCCUAAUUUACAGAGAGGAGAGUGGUACAAAACAACAGUCUAGUCCAGAUAUUGCUCCUGGGUUGAAGAACACUAUUCAAAUGUAGGUGAACAUGUUUUGAUAGAGGUUUAGUUAUUUUAAAAUAAAUGUUUUAAAGUCUUCUGUGUGAUAUCCUUUACAUGAUACUUAUUUUAGUUGUAUUUUUAUAAGAUGAUUCAGUUUCAAAUAUUUAAAAGUAUAGUUCUUCUCACUAAUUCUAAGCCUACGUUUUUCUCAUGCCUUGUAUUUAUUGCUAUACUAAUUUUAUAUUGUAUUUUAUUUUAAAGAAGUGAUUCUUGAAAUGUGCUCCCUAGUGAUCCAGGAGAAAAGUAUUCUGUGGUCAAAUGUGUUGGGAAGUAAUGGAAGUCAUAUCCCCUGUGGUGACUGCCAUGUACGAUUGUGUAUUAAUGUGUAAGGCAUACUACAAUAAAGAAAUCUGUUUUAACUUUUUAAAA